AUGGUAGUUCCUGCUCAUGGCACAAGGCCAUUUGCAAUCGAUUCAGCUAAUCUGAGCUCAGAGGGAAGUCCAUGCUGUAACUGUGUGAUGAGGAGAGAUCUUGCAAGCAAUCCAGAACUAGCUUAUUUCUUCCACCCAAGAAGCAGCACCUUGGAUGGGGGGAAGGCCUUGCCAAGUAUGAGAAAAAGAAGGUUGACCCUGAAGAUAUUCUUGAUAAAGAGGCUGCAGCCAGAAAUGAAUGUGCAUCUCCUGCUACUCCUUACUCGUAUGCCUGCACUUCCUCUCCGGGUAAUUUAUAAAAGCCCCAGUAUCAAUGCAAACAGAAAAUCGGAGUUGCAAAAAACUGUUCUGCUACCCAAAAGGGCAACCACAAACUCAUUUAUGUUGUCCUUCCUCUCACACAAGAUUGGACGAAGCCCAGUCAAGAACCAAGGAUCCUAUGGAUCUUGUUGGACAUUCAGUACUACUGGAGGUCUUGAAGCUGCAUAUGCCCAAGCUUUUGGGAAAUCAGUUUCUUUCUCUGAACAACAACUUGUAGACUGUGCUCGUGAUUUUAACAACUUUGGUUGCAAUGGUGGGUUGCCUUCACAAGCUUAUGAAUACAUCAAAUACAAUGGUGGACUUGACACUGAGGAAUCUUAUCCUUACACCGGAAAAGAUGGUGUAUGUAAAUACAAAUCAGAAAAUGUUGCAGUUAAAGUUAUUGAUUCAGUCAACAUCACCAUGGGUGCUGAGGAUGAAUUAAAGCAUGCAGUGGGUGUUGUUCGUCCAGUGAGUGUGGCGUUUCAGGUGAUUAAUGGGUUUCAUCAGUACACAGGAGGAGUUUUUACUAGCAAUGUUUGUGGGAAUGAUCCAAUGGUGAUAUUUGACUUCCGGUUUUGUGCACACUGGCUGUUGCAAGCUCAUUAG
Messenger RNA from Lactuca saligna, 909 nucleotides. Lineage: Eukaryota; Viridiplantae; Streptophyta; Magnoliopsida; Asterales; Asteraceae. The record is from the annotation of a GenBank genome assembly.